CCAUGGCGACGCACACCAUGGUAGCUGCAGCAGCCCUUGCUCUCUGUCUCUUUGCAGCUGCAGCCGCAGAUAAACACGCCGGUGCUCAGCCGCCGGCGCUGGCGCCAGCAGCAGCAGCACACGACAUCUCCUCCUGCCUCCUCUCCAAUGGCGUCAGCAACUUCUCCCUCCCGUCGUCCCCAAGCUACACGCCGCUCCUCGACUCCUCCAUCCGGAACCUCCGCUUCGAGCUCCCGGGCGUCGGCAAGCCGGCCGCCGUCAUCCUCCCGGCGUCCAAGCGCGACCUGCAGAGCGCCGUCGUCUGCGCGCGAGCCGCCUCGCUGGCGAUCCGCGUCCGCAGCGGCGGGCACAGCUACGAGGGCCUCUCCUACACCACGGAGAACCACGUCCCCUUCGUCGUCAUCGACCUCGCCGGCCUGAACCGCGUCCGCGUCGACCGGCGCUCCGCCACGGCGUGGGCCGAGUCCGGCGCGACGCUCGGCGAGGUCUACCACGCCGUGGGGCUGUCCGGCGGCCGGAACCUGGCGUUCUCCGCCGGGUCCUGCUCGACGGUCGGCAUGGGCGGGCACACCGCCGGCGGCGGCUUCGGCCUGCUGUCGAGGAAGUACGCGCUCGCCGCCGACAACGUCAUCGACGCCGUCCUGAUCGAUCCGAGCGGCCGUGCCCUCACCCGCGCCACCAUGGACGACGACGUGUUCUGGGCGAUCCGAGGCGGCGGCGGCGGGAGCUUCGGCGUGGUGUAUGCCUGGAAGCUCCGGCUCGUCCCGGUCCCGGACAACAUCACCGUGUUCAGCAUCGGCCGGACCGGUCCGGUCGAGCUCAUCGCCGGCUUGAUGCACAGGUGGCAGUACGUCGGUCCAAGUCUCCCUGACGAGUUCUACCUCUCGACGUACAUUCCGACGAGAUCAUCGAACGGUAAUCUCUCAAUGUCAUUCACUGGCCAAGUUCUUGGUACAAAGCGUCACGCCAUGGCAGUGCUGAGCCAGACCUUCCCCGAGCUGGGCCUGGCCGAGUCGGAGCUGUCUGAGGUGAGCUGGCUCGAGUCGGCGGUGAAGUUCGCCGGGCUCAGCUCAGUCGCCGACCUCACAAACCGUCAACCUGGGGUGAGACAGUACUCGAAGAGCAAGUCUGACUACGUGCGAGCACCAAUCUCAAAGCAAGACGCGAUCAAGAUCCUCCGGUACAUGUCGGCUGGGCCAGAGGGGUCCAUCCAACUGGACCCCUAUGGUGGGGCCAUGGCGCGGAUAGGGAGCACGGUGACGCCUUUCCCUCACCGUGCUGGGUACUUGUACAGCAUCCAGUACGGUGUCUCUUGGAAGGCGUCGGAAAUCGACCGUGCAGAUGAGUACAUCGGAUGGCUCCGGUCGUUCUACACGUUCAUGGCGCCCUAUGUGUCGAAAAAUCCACGAGCCGCGUAUGUCAACUACUUGGAUCUCGAUUUGGGCACCAAUGGCUGGAAGAAUGCAACUGGUGGAACGUCCGUGGCCCAUGCAGCAUCAUGGGGCGAACGUUAUUUCUUCACCAACUUUGAUCGGCUGGUUCGGGCCAAGUCUAAGGUUGAUCCUGAAAAUGUGUUCAACAAUGCACAAAGCAUUCCUCCAUUACAUUAUGAUAGAGAGCACUAAUUUAUAAGUGGCAUGUAACUACAAACAAUAAAUGAAUGGAUAAUCUGGUGU
Messenger RNA from Setaria italica (foxtail millet), 1676 nucleotides. Its product is annotated as reticuline oxidase. The transcript has a single exon. Gene Ontology annotation, molecular function: oxidoreductase activity; FAD binding. Lineage: Eukaryota; Viridiplantae; Streptophyta; Magnoliopsida; Poales; Poaceae. Bases 3 to 1625 code for a protein of 540 amino acids. The record is from RefSeq and is a predicted model, not a curated record.